Sarcophilus harrisii (Tasmanian devil) is the source of this 2344-nucleotide messenger RNA. RefSeq names its product origin recognition complex subunit 4 (gene ORC4). Gene Ontology annotation, cellular component: nucleus; nuclear origin of replication recognition complex. Gene Ontology annotation, biological process: DNA replication; DNA replication initiation. Lineage: Eukaryota; Metazoa; Chordata; Mammalia; Dasyuromorphia; Dasyuridae. The record is from RefSeq and is a predicted model, not a curated record. Gene Ontology annotation, molecular function: ATP binding; DNA replication origin binding; ATP hydrolysis activity. The coding region runs from base 667 to 1977 and encodes 436 amino acids. The transcript has 15 exons.
AGGAAGAGGUGAAGAAGGAGGAGGAGGAAGUUGAAUUCCUCAGUUUACCCCUCCCACCUCCAGGAAGGCUGAUGAGCGGAAGUGGGCGGGCAAGGAGUAGAGGGAAUCACGUGUGAUGAGAGAAAGGGGCGGGCAGUGAACUGGGAGGUUCUCGCGCGGAGCGGAGCAUGCCGGGAUUAGUCGCGGGCUGGUCUUGGCUAAAGCAGAGGCUAAGUCGUCUGGCUGCGGAGAAGCGGACGCCGCUGCUCUCUGUGGACACGCCGUCUUUGCUCUCCGGUAAGUAUUGACCCAACCGGCGAACGCCGUGAGUCUAGGCCGAAGGAGGGAGAGGAGCGAGGCAUGCCCGAUUCCACCGCCCUUCUGAUGACUGGAGACCAGAGGAGGAAGGAAAAACGAGGAGGAGGGGAAACAGGGUGGCUCGCUAGGCCGGACGGACCUCGGCGGGACCAGCCAGCCCCCCACUUGCAUCGCAGAGGCCUUCUCCCCCUGACGGUUGUGCAGGCUGCCAUCGUCGCGGCUAAGCUGCGGCGAAAGAACUAUGCUUUGAGAAGGAGAUGAUGGCCUCAGAGCCUCCCCAAAACACCUAGCUCCAGCAGUGGGUGUGUGAAUCUCAUUAUCAAUGUGGACAUCCCUGGAAAGUAUACUGUCGAGAACUGAAUUGUUGAAAUGAGCAGUCGUAAAUCGAAAAACAGCAAUCUAAAACAUGGAGAGUGUAUUUCACAGGUGCAGAGAAUUUUACGUGAAAGAUUUUGUCAUCAGAUUCCCAAGGGUAACCUAUUUGGAGUUCAAGCACAAUACAAGCAUUUAAUUGAACUGCUAAAACGAACAGCUAUUCAUGGAGAAAGUAAUUCUGCAUUAAUUAUUGGACCAAGAGGAUCAGGAAAGACUAUGAUAUUAAAUCAAGCUUUGGAAGAACUCAUGGAAAUAAAACAAGUGAGAGAAAAUGUUUUGCAAGUUCACCUAAAUGGAUUACUGCAGAUCAAUGAUAAAAUUGCUCUGAAGGAAAUCACAAAACAAUUAUGUCUGGAAAAUGUAGUUGGCGAUAAAAUUUUUGGAACCUUUGCUGAAAAUCUUUCUUUUCUUCUGGAAGCUUUAAAAAAAGGUGACCGGACUACCAGUUGUCCUGUGAUCUUCAUUCUGGAUGAAUUUGAUCUCUUUGCACAUCAUAAAAACCAAACACUCCUCUAUAACCUUUUUGAUAUUUCUCAAUCAGCACAGACUCCUGUUGCUGUUAUUGGUCUUACAUGUAGAUUGGAUAUUCUUGAGCUCCUGGAAAAAAGAGUGAAGUCACGUUUUUCUCACCGGCAGAUACAUUUAAUGAAUUCCUUUAGUUUCUCACAAUAUCUUAAAAUAUUUAAAGAACAAUUAACACUACCUGAAGAAUUUCCAGACAAGCACUUUACUGAGAAAUGGAAUGAAACAGUUCAGGGUCUCUCAGAAGAUAAGAAUGUGAAAGAUGUUCUGCUGAAACAUUUCCAUGCUAGUAAAGACCUCCGAUCAUUGCAUAUGUUACUGAUGCUUGCUUUAAGUCACAUAACGUCAUCUCGUCCAUUUAUUAUUCCAACAGACCUGAUAGAAGCAAACCAUUUGUGUAGUAUGGACUCUAAAGCAAAUAUUGUACAUGGUCUUUCAGUGUUAGAAAUCUGUCUUCUUAUAGCAAUGAAACAUUUAAAUGACAUUUAUCAAGAUGAACCUUUUAAUUUUCAAAUGGUAUAUAAUGAGUUUCAGAAGUUUAUCCAAAGGAAGGCCCAUUCAGUUUAUAAUUUUGAAAAACCUGUCGUUAUGAAGGCAUUUGAACACUUACAGCAACUAGAAUUAGUAAAAGUGAUGGAGAGAACAUCAGUAAAUACGCAGAGAGAAUACCAACUGGUGAAAUUGCUUUUGGACAAUAAUCAAAUUAUGGAUGCUCUUCAAAAGUACCCAAAUUGCCCUACAGAUGUUAGACAGUGGGCAGCUUCUUCACUGAGCUGGUUGUGAAUCUGACCAACAAUUUAGGUAUCCGAAUAAAUCAAAUUAUGUUGCCUUUAAAGCUGAGAGAUCUCAAUAUUGUAAAAGUUUUAAUAAAGCAUUAUGACUUAUAAAAUUUCAUAUGAUAGAAUACAUAUAUGUAGCCUUUAAUUUAGUAAGCCCUUUUUUUUAAAUAUAAAAGAGAAUAGAAAUUUGAGUUGUUUCUUAGUUCAUGUCAUUUUUAAGCAUUUGACUUACUGAACUUUUGCAUUUUGUCUACUAUAUAUGAUUUUUGUUGUUCAAAGUUUGUGAUUAUGUUUGACUUGAUACAGUGUUUAUGUUCACUUAAGGAACGUGUUUUUAGUUACAAAGAAUAAAAUUUAAUCAUCUUAUCAAA